Humulus lupulus (European hop) is the source of this 763-nucleotide messenger RNA. RefSeq names its product calmodulin-like protein 11. The record is from RefSeq and is a predicted model, not a curated record. Lineage: Eukaryota; Viridiplantae; Streptophyta; Magnoliopsida; Rosales; Cannabaceae. The transcript is spliced from 4 exons. The coding region runs from base 152 to 592 and encodes 146 amino acids. Gene Ontology annotation, molecular function: enzyme regulator activity; calcium ion binding.
AACAUAUAAUGCCUCACCUAUAUCCUCGAAAUCAAAUACUUCAAUUAUUAACUUCACAUAUACCUUCCUCCGAUAUCUCUUCCAAACUGUUUUUUUUUUUCUUCUUCUGUUUGUUUCCCGGGAAAAUUGUAAUUCUCUAUAGUUGAAAAACAUGGCAUUGACAGAAAAUCAAAUCGCAGGGUUUCGGGAAGCAUUUUCUUUGCUGGACAAGGAUUCCGAUGGGUUAGUGACAAUGGAAGAGCUGGCUGGAAUUAUAGAAUCAUUAGAUGAACAACCCACAAAAGAAGAAAUUCGGGAUAUGAUGAAUGAGGUCAACUGUGAUGAGAAUGGUGCUAUAGAUCUCGAUGAAUUCUUGAAUAUUAUGACAAGAAAGACGAAGGAAAGUGUUGCGGACGAGCUUAAAGAAGCCUUCAAAGUAUUUGACAGGAAUCAAGAUGGAUAUAUUUCUGCCAACGAGUUGAGACAAGUAAUGAUCAACUUGGGAGAAAGAUUGACAGAUGAAGAAGCUGAACAAAUGAUUAGAGAGGCUGAUAUUGAUGGAGAUGGUCAAGUCAAUUAUGAUGAAUUUGAAAGAAUUAUGAUGCUUAAUUGAUAAAGUGCAAAUAAUAACUAAUAUAUAUUACAAUUAGCGCUCAUAAUUUACAUUUUUCACUUAAUCAGAUUUGUACACCAACUUAUAUAGUUUCACAGCUUUGUAUGUGCUCAUGUUAUAAAUAAUUUGUAUGAAAUAAAUAUAGAGCAAAAUUAUAACUUUUUUUUUCAU